UGUCUGCAAUCAGCAUAAAACGAUGGAGUACAGAGGCAGCGUGAGACCUUUCGUCAACUUCAACGACCAACACGAUGCUGAAAUUCUCCAUAAAGCCAUGAAAGGAAUCGGUACGCAUGAAGAUACAAUCCUCAUGCUUCUGUCAGCACGGAGCAACGAUCAACGCCAGCAAAUUAAGGCAGCGUACAAAAAAACCUACGGAAAGGACCUGGUCAGCGCGCUGAAAUCCGAGCUCGGUGGGCUGUUUGAGAAUCUGAUUGUGGCGUUGAUGACCCCGCCCACCUCGUAUGACGCUUCCCAACUGCACAAAGCUCUCAAGGGCGCCGGGACUGAGGAUGACGUGCUGAUUGAGAUCCUGGCCUCCAGGACCGGCGAACAGAUUAAAGAUAUCAUCAAAGUGUACAAGAAAGAAUUCAACGGAAAGCUGGAGAAAGAUAUCUGCGACGACACCUCAGGUCACUAUCAGAAACUGCUGGUGAUCCUCCUGCAGGGGAGCAGGGAGGUGGGAGUAGACGAGGAGAAGAUAGAGAAAGACGCUAAGGACUUGUACGCUGCUGGUGAGGGCAAGUUUGGCACAGAUGAGGAAAAAUUCAUCACAAUUCUUGGCAACAGAAGCGCAGAGCAUCUCAGAAAAGCGUUUAAUGCCUACAAGAAGCUCUCUGGCUCUGAAAUAGAGGACAGCAUUGAAGGAGAGACCACUGGGAAUUUGGAGAACCUCCUGUUGGCUGUUGUGAAAUGUGCCCGGAGUGUCCCACAGUUUUUUGCUGAAGGCCUGUAUAAGUCUAUGAGGCGUGCUGGAACCGAUGACAGCACCCUAAUGAGGAUAAUGGUGUCGAGGAGCGAGGUGGACAUGUUGGACAUCAGAGCCAGCUUCAAAAAGACUUAUGAAGCGUCUCUGUACGACACGAUCCAGGAGGACACAACUGGAGACUACCAGAAGGCUUUACUCUACCUCUGUGGUGGGAAUGAUUAAUGCUGUUUUAUGAUGUGUUUUGCAGCCUGAAUGAUGAGUCAUCAUCAUCAUGCUCAGUGUUGCCAGAUCGGAUUGACAGUUUCCAGGCCAAUCACAGUUUAUAAUCUGCCCUGUUCAGUAGAAACCAUGCAGCCCGAAUCAUGAGCCCCGCCAGCAUUACAUACAUGUGCAAUGGGAAACAAGGAUAAGCAUACAAAGCUUCAUAUCUGCAUCAAAUAACCAAAGGUAAAAUGUUGGAUAAGAAGUCUAUCGCAACCCACAAAGAGUGCAGUUUAAAAAACAAAAACACAAACUGCCAUAAUUUAAAUGAUGAUGACGUCAGGGUAAGUACAUCCUUCAUUAUCUCUUACGAUAAUUGAAUACAAAAUCCAUAU
Molecule: messenger RNA, 1347 nt
Organism: Anarrhichthys ocellatus (wolf-eel)
Lineage: Eukaryota; Metazoa; Chordata; Actinopteri; Perciformes; Anarhichadidae
Gene: anxa5a
Product: annexin A5a
Exons: 12
Coding region: 23-973 (316 amino acids)
Biological process (GO): negative regulation of coagulation
Cellular component (GO): vesicle membrane; cytoplasm; nucleus
Molecular function (GO): phosphatidylserine binding; calcium-dependent phospholipid binding; calcium ion binding
Source: RefSeq, a predicted model, not a curated record